CGUAAUUUCACUAUCAGCGGGGGAGGGGGGGGGGGCAUACAAGAGAACUUGGCUCAAAGACGCCAAACACAUCCCCUUCUUCCCAGCUGGCCCAGCACGUCCCCUUCGUCCUUCCUUUCUCCUAGGGAAGGUUUUGUCUGUGGUGCACGUCAUGGCCUCGACCUCGCCGAACGCCGACAAUGAUGGCACCACCGAUCAGGUUUUGGUAGAAGACUGCAGGUUUACAAGGAUAUUGACGCUUAACAGGCCUCAACAGCUGAAUGCUCUGUCUACUCCAAUGAUUAUGAAGCUACUGAAGCUUUUUGUUGCUUAUGAGAAGGAUUCUGAUGUCAAAUUAUUGAUAGUGAAGGGAAAUGGAAGAGCAUUUUCUGCUGGAGGGGAUGUUGCAUCAGUUGCCCGAUCUGUAGCUCAAGGUCAAUGGGCUCUGGGUACAGAAUUCUUACGGAAUCAAUAUACCUUAGAUUACAUAAUUGCAACUUACGGCAAACCUCAGGUUUCUAUUCUAGAUGGAAUUGUCAUGGGUGGCGGGGCUGGCGUUUCAAUACAUGGUAGAUUUAGAGUUGUCACGGAGAAAACGUGCAUUGCCUUCUCUGCUGUGUUAAUUGUUACUGGAAGGAAAACUACUAAAGAUGUUUUCACUAUGCCAGAAACCUCACUGGGAUUCUUCCCAGAUAUAGGCGCUUCAUAUUUUUUAUCAAGGCUUCCAGGAUUCUUCGGGGAAUAUGUUGGCUUGACCGGUGCAAGGUUAGAUGGGGCUGAAAUGCUUGCAUGUGGCCUAGCAACUCACUUUGUCCCUUCUACGAAUUUGGCAUAUCUGGAAGAUUUGCUCACUAAGGUGGAAACUUCUGAUCCCUUUGUAAUCUGCGCAAGUAUUGAUCAGUUCUCACAAAUGGUGCCUCUGAAAGCGAGUAGUGCUUAUAAUAGAUUGGAUAUAAUUGACAAAUGCUUCUCCAAAGAAACGGUCGAAGAAAUUAUAUCUGCUCUUGAGAAGGAAUCUGCUAGCAUGGCUGAUGAGUGGAUUGUGGUUGCAAUUCAGGCAUUGAAAAAGGCAUCUCCUAUCAGUCUAAAAGUCACUCUUAGAUCGAUCAGAGAAGGGAGACUGCAAGGAGUUGAUCGUUGUCUUACGAUGGAAUUCAGAUUGUGUUGUCAUAUAUUACGUCUCGAAGCCAGCAAGGAUUUCUUAGAGGGUUUCAGGGCUAUAUUGGUGGAUAAAGACAGGAAUCCGAAGUGGGAGCCUCCUAGAUUGGAUCUGGUAGAUUCCAAGGUGGUUGAUCAGUAUUUUGCCGAGGUCGACGACGCAAACUGGGAGGAGCUAAAACUCCCAUCAAGACGCAAUCUAGCUGCCAACUAUGUGUCAAAGAUGUGAAAGGAGUAUUGAUGAAUAAAAGGAGGUUCUUAUGUUGGGUAUGCCACCUUCACUCUACAAAGUUCAGACUGGUAUUGUAUUGGUCCGUGCUAAUCUAUUGUGUGUCAUUACAUCGAUAUAUCGUUUAUAUAUAUAUAUAUAUAUAUAUAUAUAUAUAUAUACUGUCGGGUGUAUCGUAAACAAUAUAACUAUAUUACAUAAAUAAAGUUGGUAUGAGACUAUUGUAAA
Musa acuminata AAA Group (dessert banana) is the source of this 1594-nucleotide messenger RNA. RefSeq names its product probable 3-hydroxyisobutyryl-CoA hydrolase 3. The record is from RefSeq and is a predicted model, not a curated record. Gene Ontology annotation, biological process: L-valine catabolic process. Gene Ontology annotation, molecular function: 3-hydroxyisobutyryl-CoA hydrolase activity. The coding region runs from base 152 to 1366 and encodes 404 amino acids. The transcript has 17 exons. Lineage: Eukaryota; Viridiplantae; Streptophyta; Magnoliopsida; Zingiberales; Musaceae.